This is a messenger RNA of Syngnathoides biaculeatus (alligator pipefish), 3167 nucleotides long. RefSeq names its product protocadherin-8 (gene pcdh8.2). NCBI's taxonomy places the organism in Eukaryota, Metazoa, Chordata, Actinopteri, Syngnathiformes, Syngnathidae. The record is from RefSeq and is a predicted model, not a curated record. The transcript is spliced from 3 exons. Gene Ontology annotation, cellular component: plasma membrane. Bases 1 to 2949 code for a protein of 982 amino acids. Gene Ontology annotation, molecular function: calcium ion binding. Gene Ontology annotation, biological process: homophilic cell-cell adhesion.
AUGGAUACUAUCAAGAUGCUGUUGAUGACUUAUUACCGCUGGUGGAUAUUUGUGCUCUCCUUUCAUCCGUUUCUCUGCGUCUCUCUGGGCCGGACCGAGGGGAAUACGAUCCGCUACCACUGCAACGAGGAGGAGGCGGCGGGCACGGUGAUCGGAAACCUGGCCAAGGACAUGUCCUUGAGCCUGCCCCAUUCCUCCAGGACCAAUUUUAGGAUGAUGAGGCAGUUUAAUGACUCGUUUAUCCGGGUGAGGGAGAGCGACGGGCAGCUGAGCGUCGGCGAGCGGAUGGACCGCGAGAGGAUGUGCCGACACACUCCGCAGUGCCUCGUCACUUUUGAUGUGGUGAAUUUCUCCAAAGAGCGCUACAGAUUGAUCCACGUCGAGGUGGAAGUCAAAGACAUCAACGACAACUCCCCGGCGUUCCCCAGCGCCGAGUCAGUGGUGGAGAUCUCUGAGAAUGCAGCCGUGGGGUCUCAUAUUCCUCUGGACCCGGCCGUGGACGCCGACGUGGGGUCUAACUACAUCCAAAGCUAUCAGAUUUCUGUCAACAGUCACUUCACAAUCGACGUGCUCCAGAGGGCUGAUGGGGUUAAAUAUGCGGAAUUAGUACUAAUGAAGGAGCUCGACAGGGAGACCCAAGCGUCUUUUUCCUUGGAUCUGACGGCCACAGAUGGCGGGAACCCGCCCAGGUCCGGCUCCACCAAGAUAACUGUCCGAGUGACGGACUUUAACGACAACAGUCCGGUUUUCGACCAGAAUAGUUUCUCGGUGAGCUUGCCGGAGGAUGCGCCGGUCGGCAGCGUGAUCCUCGACCUGAACGCCGUGGACGCCGACGAGGGCCCCAACGGCGAGGUGGUCUACGGUUUCGGAAAGCAGGUUUCUCACGAGAUCCGGGAUCUUUUCCACGUGGAUAACAAAUCAGGCCGCUUGACGCUCAGGAGCCCGGUGGACUUUGAGGACAAGCGUACGUACGAGCUGGACGUGCAAGCCAGCGACCUGGGCCCCAACCCGACCCCCUCAACGUGCAAAAUCGUCAUUCAUGUCAGUGACGUCAACGACAACUCGCCGGGGAUCAGCAUCACCCCCAUGACCUCCAUCACCACGGGCACGGCGCACAUCAGCGAGGCAGCGGAAAAGGACAGCCUGGUGGCUCUGGUCACGACCUCGGACCGGGACUCCGGGGUUAACAGCCAGGUCCACUGCACCCUGUACGGCCACGACCACUUUAAACUACGGCAAGCCUACGAGGACAGCUACAUGAUUGUGACGGCGGCCCCCCUAGACCGCGAGAAGAUCAGCGAGUACAACCUGACGGUCAUGGCCGAGGACUUUGGGUCACCCCCUCUCAGAAAGAUCACCCAGUACACCAUCCGGAUCAGCGACGAGAACGAUAACGCCCCACACUUCACCAAGCCUGUGUACGAGGUGUCCGUGGCGGAGAACAACGCCCCCGGAGCCUACCUCGCCACCGUGGAGGCCACAGACGCCGAUUUGGCCCACAACGGCAAAAUCACCUACAGGCUCGUGGAUAGUCUGAUCAUGGGCUCCCCCGUGAACACUUUUGUCUCGCUCAAUUCAGUGUCAGGGUCCAUCUACGCUCUACGCAGUUUCAACUACGAGGUCAUGAGACAGCUCGACGUGCACGUUCAAGCCAGCGACGGCGGCUCCCCGCAGCUGCAGAGCACGGCCGUCAUCCGCUUGAAAAUCGUCGAUCAGAACGACAACGAGCCUUCUAUCAUCGAGCCUCCUCUUUACAAAGGUUCCGCGGACGUCUUCCUGCCUAAAGACGCCCCCGCGGGUUACGUGGUCACCCACAUCAAGGCCACAGACGCAGACGAGGGUCUGAACGCGCAGUUGUCCUACAAGAUAACGGAAGGGGGGCUCCUGGGCUUCUCUGUGGACAAAGACACCGGGAAGGUGCACGUGAGCCGACAGCUGACGUACGACCUCACUGACAAUGUCAAAGUGGUGGUGUCGGUCAGCGACAACGGAUCCCCUUCGCUGACCUCCACGGCCAUCAUCCACUUCAAUUUCAUCGAGGGCACCGUCCCCAGCCUGCCCUCCUCCACCCAGGACGGCGGCGAUUAUCUUUUUGAGUGGGACACGUCCGUCGCCGUCAUCAUCGUCCUGGCGGGGAGUUGCUCCCUCCUCCUGCUGGCCAUCAUCCUCAUCACGACCAUUUGCAGCCGCCGCAGGAAGGAGACGAGGGAGGGCUACGACGAGCGGGAGGAGGCGCCGAAAAAGGCCGAGGGCGCCGAGAGCGCUCGCGCGGACGCGUUGAUCGGAGGCCACGCGGGCAAAGCCUUUGAGCCGCGCCCCUUUCCCGAGCAGCCGCCCGCGGCUGCCGGCAACGCGGCGGAGAUGACGUGCGAGGACGGGCACCCGACGGCGGGCGUCUACGAGCCGAACAGCGGGGUCAUGGAGGGCAAAUUAAAGGGCUACUCGACCCUACCGGGCUACGGGAAGGAAGCAGUCCGGCCGAUAACAAUAUGGAAGGGUAACUCGUUCACAACAAUCUCGGCCAGGGAUCCUCACAUCAGCGGCAAGGACAGCGGCAAAGGCGACAGCGACUUUAACGACAGCGACUCCGACAUAAGCGGGGACGUGCACAAGAAGGACUCGCCCCCCACAAACGCUCUGUGGGCCUGCACCAGCGAGUGCAAAGUGCUGGGGCACUCGGACAGAUGCUGGAGUCCGUCGGCCAGCAGGCCCAACACCAGCGUGGCCUCCGGGUCCAACCUCUCCACCUUCUCCAAGACGGCGUCGCUCCCUCGGGACGCCAGGAGGGAACACUACUAUCCUUCGCACGUGCCCAAGGGCAACGGCCUGCAAAGCGUCUACGAAAAGGUCCAACACCAGGAGUUCGAUUACAUCCUCGUCGGGCCGCCCACGCCGGCCAGAAUACAGGAAACAGACGAGAUCUCCAUCCCAGAGUAUACAAACUCUUAAAAACGUUUCAUUGUACAGUACUUCUUAACUGAAUCGACCGUCUUGUGAGUGGUUCUACGUCAUUCGUCUGUUGGCCUAUCCUACGUGUGAGAUCAUGUGUAAUAUGCAAGAUUUUGUACAUUAAUAAUAUAUUUUUCAUAAGGCUUCAGUGUAAAUGAUGAUGACUUUUAUUAAGACUUUUCAAGAGCAUGUGUUAUUUAAAAAGGGACACGGGGGCA